AUGCCUCGAAAGGCAUUAGAUUCCCGGAUUCCGGCGCUGAUUCGAAAUGGAGUGCAGGAGAAGAAACGGAGCUUCUUCGUCGUCGUGGGGGACCGCGCCAAAGAUGUGAUUGUCCAUCUUCACUAUAUCAUGUCCAGUGUCGACGUCAAACAGAAUAAAUCGGUGCUCUGGGCGUAUAAAAAGGAUCUGCUGGGAUUCACAAGCCAUCGGAAGAAACGCGAAGCGAAAAUAAAGAAGGAUAUCAAGCGAGGCAUCCGGGACCCGAACACCGAAGACCCCUUCGAGCUAUUUGUCACCUUGAAUCAGAUCCGCUAUGUGUACUAUAAGGAAACAGACAAGAUCCUUGGAAAUACCUACGGGAUGUGUAUAUUGCAGGACUUUGAAGCGCUGACGCCAAACCUGCUUGCACGAACGAUUGAGACCGUCGAAGGAGGCGGGCUGGUGGUUUUACUCCUGAAAGGAAUGAAAAGCUUGAAACAGCUCUACACACUGUCGAUGGACAUACAUUCGAGGUACCGGACGGAGGCGCAUGACGACGUGGUCGCACGGUUCAACGAGCGUUUCAUCUUGUCUCUUGGAAGCUGCAGCACAUGUCUUGUGGUGGAUGAUGAGCUCAAUGUUUUGCCCAUUUCGGGCGGGAAGGAUGUGAAGCCCCUUCCCCCGGCAGACUCGACGGACGAUUCGAAUUCGCCUGCAAGCAAAGAGCUCCUAUCGAUAAAGGAUAAACUCGCAGAUACGCAACCUGUUGGGUCUUUGAUAACGUUGGCUAAAACGGUCGACCAAGCGAAAGCUCUCCUUACGUUCGUUGACGCCAUUGCGGAAAAAACAUUGCGCAGUACGGUCACCCUGACAGCGGCUCGUGGUCGGGGGAAAUCUGCCGCCCUUGGUGUUGCAAUUGCAGCGGCCGUUGCUCAUGGCUAUAGUAACAUCUUCAUCACGUCUCCAAGCCCAGAAAAUUUGAAGACCUUGUUUGAUUUCAUUUUUAAAGGAUUUGAUGCAUUGGGUUAUUUGGACCAUGUUGAUUAUACUAUCCUCCAGUCAACCAACCCUGAUUUUAAUAAAGCCAUUGUUCGAGUGAAUAUACAUCGGCAGCAUCGGCAAACAAUCCAAUAUAUCCAGCCACAAGAUGCUUUUGCCCUUGGACAAGCCGAAUUGUUGGUUAUCGACGAGGCUGCUGCAAUCCCGCUACCGCUGGUCCGGAAAUUGAUGGGGCCAUACUUAGUAUUCAUGGCGUCUACUAUUAACGGUUAUGAAGGCACCGGAAGAUCUUUAUCUCUCAAACUCAUCCAGCAAUUGCGUGAACAAUCCAGAGGCGGAAUAAAAUCGGGGAAAGAUGAUACAGACCUUGCUGAUCGAUCCACUGGAAAGUCGGUGAAAAAGUCAGAGGGUCAGUAUAUGGGCGGGAGAUCGCUCAGAGAGAUAACGCUAUCUGAACCCAUUAGAUAUGCUCAAGGAGACGCUGUUGAGAAAUGGCUCAAUAAAGUCCUUUGCCUCGAUGCCACGCUUCCGAGGUCUAAAUUGAAUACGCAAGGUUGCCCGCACCCAUCCCAGUGCGAAUUACUUUAUGUGAACCGAGAUACCCUGUUUUCCUUUCAUCCCGUCUCUGAAAAGUUCCUUCAACAAAUGAUGGCGCUUUAUGUCGCGAGCCAUUACAAAAAUACACCUAAUGAUCUCCAACUGAUGAGUGAUGCUCCGGCUCAUCAGCUCUUCGUUCUCGUGCCUCCCGUUGACGAGAACUCCUCCAAAUUGCCAGAACCUCUAUGCGUUAUUCAGGUGGCGCUGGAAGGUCAGAUUAGCAAACAAAGUGUGCUUAACGGCCUUAGUCGUGGACAAAGAGCGGGUGGAGACCUUAUUCCAUGGCUGGUAAGCCAACAAUUCCAGGAUGAGGAAUUCGCCGGGUUGUCAGGGGCUAGAGUCGUUCGUAUCGCGACAAAUCCUGAUUACCUUAACAUGGGUUAUGGGUCUCGCGCUCUUGAGCUCCUGGUUGAUUUUUAUGAAGGCAAAUUUGCUAGCCUAUCUGAAGAUGACAAGCUAGUCUCUGAUGAGAUGGUUAGAGUCACAGAUGCUGAAUUGGAAAACGCCAACCUUCUAGAGGAUAACGUCCAUGUCCGGGAUAUUCGCUCCAUGCCACCCCUAUUCGGGAAACUUUCUGAACGGAAACCAGAUUCUCUCGAUUACGUUGGCGUGAGUUAUGGAUUAACAGCGCCUCUUCAUAAGUUCUGGAAACGCGCCAGCUUCGCUCCAGUAUAUCUCAGACAAACACCAAACGACCUAACCGGCGAACACUCGUGCGUCAUGCUGCGAACUCUCUUAACUGGUGCAAAUGAGACCUCGUGGCUUAGCGCCUAUGUCAGCGAUUUCCACAAGCGUUUCCUAGCCCUUCUCUCCUAUCAAUUCCGCGACUUCCCCUCUGUUCUCUCCCUCAGCAUCGGCGAGUCAGCCAACGCGAUCUCUAAGGCCGAGCCAUCUGUUAAACCCGUUCCCCUAUCCAAACCAGAUCUUGAUGCUUCCUUUUCUCCCUUCGACCUCAAACGACUUGACAGCUAUGCAAACAACCUUCUCGAUUAUCACGUCAUCCUCGACAUGGUUCCUACCAUUGCGUCCUUCUUUUUCUCCGGCCGCCUAUCCCCUUCCGUCAACCUCUCUGGUGUUCAGCAGUCAAUUCUCCUCGCCAUCGGCCUUCAACGCAAAACUUUCGACGAUGUCGAGAAGGAGCUUAAUGUCGCAGCGUCUCAGUUGAUGGCAAUGUUCAUCAAGAUUAUUAGAAAGGUAUCCACGCAUUUCCGCUCGCUUGUUGAAGGUGCCGUUGCGGAAACGUUGCCACCUGCGGACCUCGGCGUAACUACACAAGAUGCUACGGGGGUCCAUGAAGAUGAAAUUAUCGACCAGCGAUUCAAACCGCUUGAAGUGGGAUUGGAGCAAGAACUCAAAGAAGGUGGUCAAGAAAUCGAUAAAGAGCUUAAAGAAAAGCAACGUGCUCUUAUCGAUGCCUUGCCUCUAGACCAUUUUAUCUCGACACGCAAUGUGCUCACCUUUCCCCCUCCUUUCACAGAUAUGAAAUCGACAAUGGUGCCGCCGCUUGGGACGAUGCAGAGAAGCAAGUUCGGUCUUCGAUAA
This is a messenger RNA of Uncinocarpus reesii 1704, 3117 nucleotides long. RefSeq lists its product as uncharacterized. Gene Ontology annotation, cellular component: 90S preribosome; nucleolus. The transcript is spliced from 2 exons. Gene Ontology annotation, biological process: rRNA acetylation involved in maturation of SSU-rRNA. The coding region runs from base 1 to 3117 and encodes 1038 amino acids. The record is from RefSeq and is a predicted model, not a curated record. Gene Ontology annotation, molecular function: 18S rRNA cytidine N-acetyltransferase activity; ATP binding; tRNA binding. NCBI's taxonomy places the organism in Eukaryota, Fungi, Ascomycota, Eurotiomycetes, Onygenales, Onygenaceae.